Molecule: messenger RNA, 3573 nt
Organism: Cladocopium goreaui
Lineage: Eukaryota; Dinophyceae; Suessiales; Symbiodiniaceae
Source: the annotation of a GenBank genome assembly
AUGGGAGUUCCUGGCUUCUACCGCUGGGCUGUCAGGAGGGUGCCAUACCUCCGGGCCAAAAGUUGUGGCUUGCCAUAUGAGUUCGAUAAUUUGUACCUUGAUUUCAAUGGGGUUGUGCAUGGCUGCGUGAAUGACUGGAGCCUUCAAGAACACGAAGAAUUUCUCUUCCGCUUGGUCGAGACCUUGAGCAUCUUGAGCAAAGAGAUGGCUCAGAGAUUUCUUGGACAGGCUCAGCUCGCAGUUCUGCUUUCCAUCGUCAGCCCGAAGGUGCUGCUCUACAUCGCCCUGGAUGGCGUUGCGCCCCGGGCCAAGAUGAACCAGCAGCGGUCCAGGCGUUUUCGCAAAGCUCAAGAGACGGACGCAGCAGAUGGCCUGGAUUCUGUGAUCGAGACCUUUGAUCGAAAUGCGAUCACUCCAGGGACUCCUUUCAUGCAGCGCUUGUCGGAUCGACUUCGGCGCUGGGCGGAAGCCCAGGCGUCCAACGACCUCCAGGGGGUGACCAUUGUGAUCUCUUGUGAUCGAGACCCAGGUGAGGGUGAGCACAAGAUCAUGAAUGUGAUCCGAAAUCAUCCAGAGCACACGCACUGCCUUUGUAGCAACGAUGCAGAUUUGGUCUUUUUGGGUCUGGUAUGCAGAUCUGAGCAUGUCUACUUGCUGCGCACGAAACCCAACUAUGAGAAGAAAGUUCGCCCGGAGUCCGUUGCUCAGGACCUGCUGACAUUUGCGUUGGGUCACGACUCUGAUCAGCGAGAACCUCUGUUGGAAGGCGCCUCACAACCGGCUAUUGAGGACUACGAAAUGCUGAGCAUCGUGGCCCUUCGUGCUUGGUUAUGCAGCCAGUUUCCAGAUUGCAUCCCGCAUCGAUUGUUGGCUGAUUUCGUGGCGAUGUGCUGCCUGGUCGGGAAUGAUUUCCUGCCACACAUGGCAGCGCUCGACAUCUACGACGGGGGUUUGGAUAAACUACUGGCGGCUUAUUAUCAGCUGCAUCCCGCUCAGAAUGGGUAUUUGACACGAGAAGACUUGACCCUGGAGUUGCCACGUUGGUCUGGCCUGCUCGAGCAAGUGGCGCAGGAUGAAUGCGAAUUGCUGCUGGACCUGGUGGGUCUUGGUUUGGGACCAAAGCAGCUCCCCUACCGGGGCCCUGGACCUCCACCGGUGGAUUGGGAUGGUUUGUCAGUGGCGGUGUGGAAUGUGCCACGCAAGACCACGCUGGAAGAAAUCCUGGCUGCCAUGACCAGGCAAGGCUGUGAGGUUCGAAGUGCUCAUCGAGUUAAACAGCAGAAAGGCGCAUCCUGGCUGGUCCAUUUCUGCGAUGCAAAGUCAGCAGUGGACACACUGGUGUCCACCCGGCGAAUCGAAACCCAGCGCUUGCAGUUGACCUGGGUGAAGCCCGACACCUUGGAGUUGGAAGAUCCGCAGCCGGCUUCGGCCUUUCAGGUGGCUGAGUGGCAACCUGUACUUCAUAAGGCAGUGCGAGAGAGCUUUGAGUUCUGGCUCUUUGGCUUCAGAAAUGCUGCUGUCAGUCGAACCUGGUUGGGUCCAAACAACUUGCCCAAAGAUGCAUUUCUGCGGCGGCACGUGCGAAAGCGUCGGGAUCGCUUCGUCCCCCUGCGCGUCUUCGCGAUGUUCCGACGGCUUCGGGUGUGGAUGCAGGAUCUGACACAACUGGCGGAGGUGUUGAGGAGCUCAACGCUCUUAGAUAUCGAGGGCGAAGGUCGACAAGCCAUGGUCCGGAGGAAAGAAGAUUACAGCCGAAGAGCGGAUGAGACUGAAGAUCAGGCCGAGCGGCAAAAUGCUUGCCUGGAGCUUCUGGCAGCUGGUCGAAAUGUCGAGGCCGUUCAGAAGCUGCUUCCUGAAUACAACACGCGUUACGGGGGUCCCGUGGCUGCUGGCUCGCCGCCCAGCGACGAUGCCGAUGCGGUCAUGCAACAUAGAAGUAUCGCCUUCCUCACUGGAAUCGAAUGGGUGUUGCACUACUACGUGGAAGGCUGCUCUUCUUGGUCCUGGUUUUACCCUGCGCACUAUCCGCCUCUCUGUGCAGGCCUCGCCUUUGUGACCAGCAUUCCCCGGCCACCCUUGGAUGCGCCCGUGGCCCCCGAGCUCCAACUGUUGGCGGUGCUGCCGGCGCAGAGCGCGCUGCUGCUGCCAGAGGUGCUGCGGCCCUUGGUGGAGGACAAUUCAUCGCCCAUCGCCGACUUCUACCCACGCGAUUUCGAGCUAGACCUCAAACCUGGCGACAAAGAUUGGCAGGCUAUAGUCCUGUUGCCCUUUGUGGAUGAACAGCGACUUCGACAAGCCUUGGGAAGCGUCUUGGAGGAAAAGGAUCUAUUGACCUUCCAACCAGCCAGAGGAAGCCGGCUUGAGGCGUCCGGUGUCCGCUGUUGGGACUUCAUGGUGGAUGAAGAACUUCCAGCCAGUCGGGCAAGCCGAGAUGACUUAGGAGUGCCAUCACAAUUUUCAGAGGCCGCCGCCGCCAUCCUGCUUGCGGCCUCCGAAAACAUCGAGAGGGGCGGCAAAGGCAAGGGCCGCAAAGGUCGUCGCGAGCGAAACGGCGAGCGAAACGGCGAGCGAAACGGCGCGCGUCGCGAUGUGGCGCUUCAGACGAGCCGCAGCCUUCAGCCAUGGGCGUUACGUCGCGCGCUGGCUGUCUGCGGAGGAUUGAGCACCCGGGGCCAGGCGGAGGCUCCUCGACCACGGGCCAGAGCUGUUGCCAAGCCCAAGCAGACCGUGACCCCUGGAAAGGUGGUGGGGGUGGCUGUCGUCGGUGCUGGUGUGGCAAUUGGUACAAGUCCGCAGCUUCGAGAUGAUAUUCAUCGAGUGCUUUCCAGAGCAAAUGAUGCUUUUGAGGAUUUUAACGAUGCCUCUCGAGAAUACUUCGAAAAAAUCGGAGAUCGCUUUGUUUCCAGUAAGAAGGAGCCAUGGCUUGUGGACAAAGCGACUCUGCAAUAUCCGGAGAACAUACCCACUUUGGUUCUUGACGUGGACAAGGUGAUUUUGAAAUUGGAACAUGACAGCAAAAAGGGCUGGCAAGUGAUCAAAAGACCCUUCGCGGACAAAUUCUUCAAGGAGAUUCCGCACUACUAUGAGGUGGUUCUCUUUUCUGAUGAUGUUUUUCCAGUGGCGCUUGACAUUGCGAGCAAGUGGAAUAUUCCAGUGACGGGCGUUUUGCACAGGGACUUCUGCAAGAAGAAAAGGAACCACUUCGUGAAGGACUUGUCCAAGUUGGGCCGUAACCUUGAUCGAGUGCUGAUGAUCGAUCACGAUCCAGUGGCCUUUGAACUACAGCCCAAGAAUGGCAUUCUGAUCCGACCCUUUGAAGGGGACCCUUCUGACACUGAGCUGGCAGACUUGUUGGAAUUCCUCAAGGCUGCCGCAUCCACCAACAUGGACCUGCGUAAGUUUGUGCAGAAGUAUGGUGGCGGCGAUGAGGAUGUGGGCAGGCGGUAUUUGCUGGAGAAGCAAGAGCAGGGGAAGUUGAUCGAGAAAAAACGAGUGCUUGGCAGGGCCAUUGGGGCUCGCUCUGGCUUUGCGGCUCCCGGUCAGGCACCAACCUUUGGCCAAGUUCCUCGAUGA